CCCUAUUGCCUCCAUCGAAGCCACAAGCGCGAGCAGCGGCGCCUGAACAGGGGCGACCGGGCGGGGGCACCACCAAUUCGCCGGCGGCCGGAGCCCUUCUUCCCCUGAGAGAAGCGGUUGUUAUUUCUGCUAGGCAAAGGAUGGAGUUUGAGAGGAAGCCUCCGAGUCUGCUGGAGCUUUGCGUUCGGAACGUCAUUGACAACCUCCGGUACGUCGACAACAUGGAUGGCGUGGAGAUGCAGCUGCUCAAGAGGAUCAUGCCCCACUGCACCUUGGAGCAGCUGACACGCAUCGAGAGCCGUACAGAGAUGGACAUUAGCCCUGUUACUGAUGUGCUGUGGAAGAGGUUCUACCAGCAGCAAUUUGGUGAGGAUAAUAUGAACCUCGUCGUCAAGAAAAUGAAGCAGAGUGGGGCACGUUACAAAUGGAAGGAUCUCUUCAAGGCAAAAACAGAAAAGCAGAAAGAAGUUGAAGAGGUUAUGGGUGAAAGACUCAGAAAGAAAUAUCAGGCACAAAAGGCUGAGAGAGAAAGCAAACAGAUUAAAAUUUGUACAAAGGUGCCACCGAGCAGCAAAAGAUGCUGGUUUGGAGGAAGUGGAUCCAGCAGCCUAUCUAACUCCAGCUACAAGAGCCCUAUCUUGAAAAAGGCAAGGAUGGAGGUUGACAGUCGGGCGAAAAUGCAAGCUACUAUCCAAAGGAAUACUUUUGCAAGGUCAUCCCAGCCAACAAGGAUGACCUCUCCUAAUGGACAGCCAUUGAGGUCGACGACAAUCCAUCGACCCAAUUCAACGAUAACCAUCACCAAACCAACUGGUGGUUUGAACAGGCCGGUGCAAAAGCAAAACACCAGGCCCAAAUUCUAGAAGGGGGCUGCCAUGGCAUCAUCUUUUCAACCCUAGAACGCUCCAUCACGCUCAUGAUGGAGCGAAGAUUAUGUUUCAUGUGGGCAAGUUGGUGCUGCUUGCCAUUUCAUGUGCCAUAGGAAAGUGUAUUGUGCGCACUUGCCCCAGCUGAGCAGUUGUAUCCUAGGGGAGUAAGCACACCUGAGUGUAUCAUAAACGAAUAUCUGUAAUAAACAUUUUUUUAAUAUGAUUCAAUUGUUUCAUUGAAAUA
Lolium rigidum is the source of this 1113-nucleotide messenger RNA. RefSeq lists its product as uncharacterized. Gene Ontology annotation, cellular component: elongin complex; nucleus. Lineage: Eukaryota; Viridiplantae; Streptophyta; Magnoliopsida; Poales; Poaceae. Gene Ontology annotation, biological process: transcription elongation by RNA polymerase II. Bases 141 to 863 code for a protein of 240 amino acids. The transcript is spliced from 8 exons. The record is from RefSeq and is a predicted model, not a curated record.